AUGUCAGUCAUACUCGUAUCACCGGACCGACAACUAGCCGACGAGAUUGAGGCCAUCUGUGGCCGUCCAUCGUGGAAGGGAAUAGUGUGUCACCUUUGGCCUAAGGCUAAGUACAUUGAGGCUGUGGUGACAGGGUCCAUGGCACAAUAUAUAUCAUCUCUUGAGUACUAUAGUGAUGGGAAGUUGCCAUUGGUGUGCACCAUGUAUGCUUCAUCUGAGUGUUAUUUUGGUGUGAAUUUGAAACCCUUAUGUGACCCUGCGGAUGUGUCAUUCACUCUCUUGCCCAACAUGGGUUACUUUGAAUUCAUACCUUUGGGAGAUAAUGGAACACUGUUAAUGGAUAUGGAUGAAGAUGAAGAGGUGCCCCCCAAUAAGCUUGUCGACCUGGUGAAUGUUAGACUUGGUUCUUACUAUGAAUUGGUGGUUACCACUUUCUCUGGACUUUAUCGGUAUCGCAUUGGUGAUGUGCUCCAAGUGACAGGAUUCCAUAAUCGAGCCCCACAGUUUCGUUUCAUCUGCAGGAGAAACGUCGUUCUCAGCGUUGAUAACGAUAAAACCAAUGAAGAAGACCUACACAGGAGCAUCACAGUGGCAAAGAGACUCUUGGAACCCUACAAUGCCCUCCUGGUGGAAUACACUAGCUCUGCCGAUACAUCAUCUGUACCAGGGCACUAUGUGAUUUACUGGGAGAUCACACAUUGCACAUCAAUGGCAGACAAGGUCACCCCUGUCGAUCCCGGGGUGUUUCAAGAUUGCUGCAUAACCAUUGAAGAAGAACUUGAUUAUAUCUACAGGCGCUGUCGGGCUCACGACAAGUCCGUCGGGCCAUUGGAGAUUCGAGUAGUGAAGCCCAGGAGUUUUGAAUUGUUGAUGGAUAUGUUAAUCAACCAAGGAGGGUCAAUUAACCAGUAUAAAACUCCAAGGUGCAUUAAGUCUAGUGCUGCACUUAAACUGUUGAACUCCAAUGUGAAGGCUAGCUUCUUUAGUCCUAGGGAUCCUUCUUGGACCCCUUGAAUUUGCAACUAGAAUAAUGAGAAUGACCCAAUUUUCCUUCACUUGGAUUUGUGUUCUGGGACUUAAU
Molecule: messenger RNA, 1081 nt
Organism: Ilex paraguariensis (yerba mate)
Lineage: Eukaryota; Viridiplantae; Streptophyta; Magnoliopsida; Aquifoliales; Aquifoliaceae
Source: the annotation of a GenBank genome assembly